CUCCCGCUCCACAGUCUCGGCCGCGGCGCAAGGGGCGGGACGCGCCGCCGCCUCUGCUUCCGCCGCCGCCGCCGCCGCCGCAGCCGCCCGCCGCUGCGCGUUCGGCGGGGGAGGAGCCGGAGGCGGAGAAGAAGGCGGUGGUGGCGGGUGGAGGAACGGCAGCUCUUCUGGCUCAGGAGCCGCUGCACAUUUCGGAAUCUUUUGCAACUUAUCCGUUGUGUGAGUAAAAGGGAAAUCACAUCAUAACUCUGCUGGACUGGGCACACGGGAGCUGCUACGUAUGUCACAGUACAGCGAGAAAGAGCCGUCAGCAAUGGAUCAAGAAUCCAGCAAGGCUGCCUGGCCCAAACCAGCAGGAGGCUAUCAGACAAUAACAGGCAGGAGAUAUGGAAGAAGACAUGCAUACGUCAGUUUUAAACCAUGUAUGACCAGACAUGAAAGAAGCUUAGGUCGCGCUGGUGAUGACUAUGAGGUGUUAGAACUCGAUGAUAUUCCCAAGGAAAACUCCUCAGGUUCCAGUCCAUUGGAUCAAGUUCAUACUUCUAUACCCAGUGACUCCACAUGUGAAAAAAAUGAGACAGAAAUUCCCACUUGUGGUACAGCAUUGAAUCCAACUAUUGAGCGCAGCCCAUCCUUUGCUGCAGUCCAGCCUAGUGAGGAAGGCAGGGAGACCUUAGAAAGCAGUGGAAAUCUCCAGAAUCACUCUGAGGGCAGGUGUACUCCAGGAGCUUGUAAUGCUUCCAGUGUGCCCAAUGGAAUUGCUUUGACUCCUACUGACUCUCAGGCUGCAGAUGGCAAACACGGAGAAGAACAUGAACGUCUUCAGCUUUCUGCGGAAGUGGUUGAAGUUGGUAGAUUCCAGGAAGCAUUAGACAAUACAGUAUGUGAGUUGGCAAAUGGGGAGGCAGAGGUGUACAAUGGUCUUUCACCGCCAGCUCCCUCUUUUAACUGUGCGAUCAGAGACGAGCUUCAAGAGUUAGAUUCGGCACCAUUACUUAACAACCAGGAAUUCCAGAGGUCCUCUUCUGAAGAUGAUGUUGUUAGGAAGAAACAACCAAAUACUAACCAGGAAGGACAGACAGAAACUUCAUCUGAGAAUGCAGGCUGUGCUGCAGGGCGUGCUUGGAGGGAACAGAAUAUCCGUGAUAGGGACACCAGCCAUGGAAGCUCUCCUGAACAGGUAGUAAGGCCAAAAGUUAGAAAACUGGUAAGUUCAAGCCAGGUGGACCAAGAAACAGGUUUUAAUAGGCAUGAAGCUAAACAAAGAAGUGUUCAGAGAUGGAGGGAGGCUUUGGAAGUCGAGGAAAGCGGUAAAGAUGAUCCAUUGAUCAAAUGUGACGAAUAUGAUGGAGAACAUGACUGUAUGUUCUUGGAUCCACCUUACUCAAGAGUUACACAAAGGGAAACAGAAAAUAACCAAAUAACAGAACAUGGAGCCACAGCAGGAAGACAAGAAGCUGGGGAUAAUGCCUUUUGGAAUGGAUGUGGAGAUUAUUACCAGCUCUAUGACAAGGAUGAAGACAGUUCAGAAUGCAGUGACGGGGAGUGGUCUGCUUCUUUGCCUCGAUUUUCUGGGACAGAGAAAGAUCAGUCCUCAAGCGAUGAGAGCUGGGAGACUUUGCCAGGAAAAGAUGAGAAUGAGCCUGAGCUGCAGAGUGAUAGCAGUGGCCCUGAGGAAGAAAACCAAGAAUUGUCUCUUCAAGAAGGGGAGCAGACGUCCUUGGAGGAGGGAGAGAUUCCCUGGUUGCAGUACAACGACGUGAACGAAAGCAGCAGCGAUGAGGGCAACGAGCCGGCCAACGAGUUUGCCCAGCCGGAAGCUUUCAUGUUGGACGGCAACAACAACCUGGAGGAUGACUCGAGCGUGAGUGAGGACUUGGACGUGGACUGGAGCCUGUUUGAUGGUUUUGCGGAUGGACUAGGAGUUGCCGAAGCCAUUUCUUACGUGGAUCCUCAGUUCCUCACGUACAUGGCUCUAGAAGAACGUUUAGCCCAGGCCAUGGAGACGGCGCUCGCGCAUUUGGAGUCCCUUGCAGUGGAUGUCGAGGUGGCCAAUCCCCCGGCCAGCAAGGAGAGUAUCGAUGGUCUUCCGGAAACCCUGGUUCUUGAAGAUCACACUGCUAUCGGGCAGGAGCAGUGCUGCCCCAUCUGCUGCAGCGAGUACAUCAAGGACGACAUCGCCACUGAGCUGCCUUGUCACCAUUUCUUUCACAAGCCUUGUGUCUCCAUUUGGCUUCAGAAGUCGGGGACGUGCCCUGUGUGCCGCCGUCACUUCCCGCCUGCAGUCAUCGAGGCUUCUGCAGCUGCUUCCUCCGAGCCCGACCCCGAUGCCCCUGCUGCAGGCGACAGCGCUGCAGAAGCCCCCUAAGCCCAGGCAGCUGAAAUGCGAUCAGUCUAUCCAAAUAAAUCCGCAAAUUCCUUCUAAAGCUGAUGUGCAAAUAAUUAUAUAUUAAAUAUAUUGAAAUUGCUAUAUAUAGUAUAUUCCCUAGUUUAGAAAGAGAAUAUUAACCUUUCUAAACUACGUUUAGGUUUGCAGAAAGUGUUCAACGUUUUCAAGCUGAAUGUUGAAGCAGUGCAUCCGUUUGCUUUAGUUGAAUAUGUUGGUGUUCGUUGUAAAGUCGACCUUAGCAGCUCCUCUCUCUGUGGCCCACGUGAUCGGCUUUGUCUAAAGUACCGCCACAGAGGGACUCUGAUUAAGCUCUCCUGUUGCGUCAGGUGUGAAGGCGGUGGUCCUAGCAGUAGUGGGGCUUGGCUUCAUUAGAAGGAAGGCAACUCUAGAGCAUGCUUUGUUCCUGGUCCUUUUGCUUUUGCUGCAUCAAGCCCACUUGGUUCAUAAUAUUGAGAAGGUUUUUUGGGGGAAAAUGUCUGCUUUCCCUUCUUGGCUCUAAGUUGGCUUUUCAGAAUGCCAAACCAAAGAGCAUUGCAAAAUGUUUAAAUGUUAGAGGUAACCACCUGAAAUGGUUUGGCACUAAAAUAAACGGUUUAAAUAAACACUGGAUGUGCUUAGAGGAAUGUCAGUAAAGUGAACGUGGGAACUCUGGGCACCCUUUGCUUGGUGCAGUGAGAUGCAUGAGCUGGCCUUGGGAAACUCUGUGAACACACAUCCAAAGCCUGUUUCUGCUUGGUCACGGUUACACUUGAAGGCCCAGAACACGCAUGGCCUGCUUGUUAGCAAGUAUUAGGUAGUUGCUUUAUGAUAAUUUUGGUUCUGAACUAUUUUGUAAGGGUUUGAAAGCUUGUACAGGGUCCCCUUUGUAUUUAUAAAGCCCCCAGUAAGAUGGCACAGCUGCUCCUCCAGGAGGUCACAGGGACAGGCAGGUACAGACGUGGGUGUGAUGGUUCCGCAGCAGCGUGAGGGGGCGCUGCCUCUAGGCUAUCCCACGGAAGCUAGGAGAACCGGCAGGGGCACCCUGAGCGGCUCUCCACCCACAUGCACCACUGAUAACGUGGACACCUCAAAGGAAUGUUUGUCCACCUUCCCAGGGCAGAAUUACAUGUUUGUGUAAUUUCUCUGAAUAUUUGAAUUCUGUCUCUUUUCUCCAUUCUUAAAGAUAAGUGAAUUUUCACUGUUGGCACAUUUGAGGCUUAAAUAUAAAGAACCUAACACUUGCAUUCUAAUUUUGCAUAUAUUGUAAAUGUGUCUGGUAUUUACAGCUAAAUGCUGUGUAUCCUUUUAUGGGUAAAACAAAAGUGAGCAUUGCAUGCAUGUAUGUGGUGAGUUUGUAAUUUAGGGGUUCCUCGGGGCUUCUGUGACUUUGGAAAUGCCUACAUCCAGGCCUUAAUGUUGCAUUAGCUAGCAUGUGUUCUUCUGAUGUAUAUAGUACUGUUGUACAAACUAAUCUCUGCUUGUUUUCUACUCUGUGACCUUUCCAUACCACAUUUCAUUGAGGAUCAGUUAGUGUCAAGGAGUCAAAUCAGAUGAAAAUUAAUUCUCAUGUGUAUAUUGUGGAAAUCCGUAGCUAGUAUGGUUUUGUUUGUUUCUUUUCAAGUAAUGUUGACCAGUUGCCACACAGGUUAACUUACACAUUGCCAGAGUUCUCCAUAAUAAGCCACACAUUAUAUUUAGGCAGGAGUAAGGGACCUUGGGUUUCUUCUAGGUAGCAGCUGCCCCAAAGGAAAAUAUUCUUCUUUGCUUGUUAAGAUGUAGUUAUUAUCUGCCAGUUGUUGCGGCUUUGAUUCCAAACUCAACCAGCAGCGUUGAGAGCUGAACUGGAGAGAACUGUUGUCCUUUUUGCUUCCAUCUGUUCCCACCCCUCAUUCUUGGCUCCCUGCUGUCUGUAAACAGCUGCUGUGAAGGAGAAAAGUUGAACAAGAGUUGGCUUCAUUUUUUAAAAAAGAGAAAUUGUAGAGCCUAGGGUUUUUGUGAUAACGAGCUGGUGUAUAAGCUGAGGCUGACAAGUUCAGAUCGUAUUGUGUGAUCUCCUCUGGAUCCUCCUGAGAAAAAGUUAAGAAUAUAUGAAGGUAAAUUAGAAAUAAGUAUGGAUAUGAAUAAAAUAUCAUUUAUCUUAUUUCUCUAUUUUAUGUUGUGACUUGACCUAAUUUUAUUUUUUGAACAUUUUAUUGUAAUAUGAAUGCUGAUAUUUAAAUUUAAAGAUAGAUCCAUGUGGUGUUUCUUUUGUGUUUCUUGUUUACACUAACUCUUUAAGAUUAUUUGUGAUCUGGAUUUAUAUAUAAGCUGUUAAAUAUAUAUGAGUUGUUAAAAUGGAAUGCAAGUUUUUCAAAAGGCCAGGUCUAAAUGUAAUGAUUGGUUUAUUGUUCUAUAACUUCAGCCCAUCAUUUUCUGUGUAAAUCAUAAACAAUAAACAGGAUAUACUCAGUGGUCAUUUCUAAUA
This is a messenger RNA of Ochotona princeps (American pika), 4832 nucleotides long. RefSeq names its product praja ring finger ubiquitin ligase 2 (gene PJA2). NCBI's taxonomy places the organism in Eukaryota, Metazoa, Chordata, Mammalia, Lagomorpha, Ochotonidae. The record is from RefSeq and is a predicted model, not a curated record. The transcript has 10 exons. Bases 281 to 2368 code for a protein of 695 amino acids.